AAGCACAAGAAGCCAAAAAAGAUGGAUUUGAACAAAUCAAUUAUUUGAGAUUGGAUGUGUAUGCUCGGAAAUCUUCCACUUUGAAACCAGUUUUGUUGUUUAUUCCUGGUGGUGGAUGGAUAGGAAAUGGUGCCGUAUAUCCAUUAAUUCGUCAUUUGGCUGAACGCGGAUGGGUUGUAGUUUCUGCAAAAACUAGACCGAAAUAUCCUACUCGAUUGUUUGAUGCGAAACGAGCUCUGCGAUGGGUAAAAUCAAACAUCAAAUUUUUUGGUGGUGACCCAGAUUUCGUCGCGAUUGGUGGUGAUGGCGUUGUAGGACAAACUGCUGCCACAGUUGCAUUAACACCAAAUGUGUCCGAAUUUCAACCAGGGUUUGAAGAUGUGGACACUUCCGUCAAAGCAUGCAUACUGAUAAAUGCUGCUACUGAUCUUUCUGAAAAGUAUUCCGGCUCAUCAACGAAAGAUGAAUCAUUUGUAAAAAAACACUCACCAAUACACCUCCUUCGAGAGGAUGCUGUCCCAUUUUUAGUGUUUCAUGGUGAUCGUGAUGAUUUUAUACCUAUCGAAUCGUCCAGUCGUUUUGUUGAAGAAUACAAGAAAA
This is a messenger RNA of Racocetra persica, 600 nucleotides long. The record is from the annotation of a GenBank genome assembly. NCBI's taxonomy places the organism in Eukaryota, Fungi, Glomeromycota, Glomeromycetes, Diversisporales, Gigasporaceae.